Liolophura sinensis is the source of this 2115-nucleotide messenger RNA. Its product is annotated as jmjC domain-containing protein 8-like. Gene Ontology annotation, cellular component: nucleus. The coding region runs from base 49 to 876 and encodes 275 amino acids. Gene Ontology annotation, molecular function: cis-regulatory region sequence-specific DNA binding. The record is from RefSeq and is a predicted model, not a curated record. NCBI's taxonomy places the organism in Eukaryota, Metazoa, Mollusca, Polyplacophora, Chitonida, Chitonidae. The transcript has 9 exons.
AACCUGAAGCCACGUUGCUGAAUUAAAUAAUUAAACUAUGCAGUAGAUAUGGAUAGAAGACUGAUCUCAGGUUUUCUUCCCGUUUUAAUUUAUUUUAUUGAACCCAUUUUGUCGUCAGAUAGCUGUUCACGAUCUUACACGUUUGACGAUGGCGGUUGGUUUACAGAUGAAGAUAAGCUAAUAGCUCAGGCAGGCCCUUGCUCAAUUCCAGUCCGGGAUGUUACCCUCUCUCAGGAAGAAUUUUUGUCUCAAUAUGCCUUUACACAACCUGUGAUAAUUAAAGGUUUAACACAACAUCAGGCAUUCCAAGACGUGUGUCGGAAAGAGGCUAUGUUGAAAAAGUUUGGUGACAAAAUUAUCAGGCUGAGCUCAGCGAAUACAUAUUCAUACUUGAAAUAUGACGUCAGCUUAAGAUACUAUGUGGAUUCAAUCAUGAAACCUCAAACAUUGGACAUGAUGGGCAAUGAGACAUUCUACUGGUUUGGAGACAACAAUCACACGGAGUGGGAGGAGUUAUUUUCCUUGUACAAACCCCCUCCGUAUAGGCUACCAGGCCUGACAGGAGUAUACAGCUUUGGACUGGCAGGGGCUGGCACUGGAGUUCCGUUUCAUUUUCAUGGACCAGGUUUCGGAGAGGUAGUGUUUGGUAGAAAGAGAUGGUUUCUCUACCCGCCCGAAGAAAAGCCGACCUUUGACCCUAACAAGACGACGCUACACUGGAUGAUGGAGGACUACCCUAAACUAAGCGAAGAGAACAAGCCCAUGGAGUGUACCAUCAAUCAGGGGGAGCUUAUCUAUUUUCCGGACAGAUGGUGGCACGGCACCCUGAAUAUUGACACCAGCGUGUUUAUUUCAACUUUCCUGGGACCAAGUUGACGCCGGUGUUCUCUGUGUUCAUAAAUGUGAAUAUACAGAAUCAAUGUACAAAAAUUUGUUUGUACACAUAUUUGUAUGUAGUAUUUAUAAGUCAUUGUGUUGUAUAUUUGACCAAUGCCGUAAUAUGGUAACACCUGGUAGCUGGAACACGGUUAUCUGUACACAGCAAAUGGUUGUGCUCUAAGCACAGUAUGUAUGGUUCUGUGUGGCAUGGCGUGUAUGAAAACAUGGGUUAUUAUAAACAAUUUCAUACUGCUGUUGUGACUGGGUUAACACGUUUAGUAUGUACGUGUACUUAAAAUGAAAGGAAGCUAAGAAAUGAAGCACAGUUUUUCAGAUAGACAACUGUCUGAAAACAAUGUCUAAAAAUACUUUUACUCAUUUUUUGUUAUUAUUUUAACUUAUUUUAAAAGAGUUAAAUGCAUUCAGACGUUUGAAUCUGGUGGGCUUCCUGAAUCAUAUAGCUGGUGUUCGGGUACGUCACAAGAUGUUUUCCCCUUCCAAAAACAUCUUUUAACGUUAGAGUGAAUGUUAUAACCCACAAGUAAAGGAUUACUUAAACAAGGUUCUCCAAAAAUCUCAUAUAGGUGAAAAUAAAGAAAAGCAGGUGAUGUGACAUCAGAGUAUCUUUGCCAGUGGGAAGAAUGAUCCAUAAAGCUGACGUUACAAUUCGAACAUUUGACUGCAUUUACAGGAGUAAUGUAUCUAAAACACAUACGUGAACAUAUUUGUGGAGACUCUUGCUGAUUUCAUUUUUCUGAGGUCUUUCCCUUUAUCUGAUCCAUAUUUUAAUGUGAGAUUGUGCAAAACAUUGGUGGAGUUUCUUCUUUACAUACCUUGUUCGCUAGCCAGUAGCAAAAUGCCAUCGUACAUAUGUUUAAGGGAAGUGAACUGUUUUCUGAGAAGCCUUUGUAUGAUGGUAUCCUGAAUUCGUCAGUUCGCCCGUACAUCCGUGCCCAGCCUAUAAUUCCCUUUGUUUUACAUACAUAAUUUUGGUGGAUACGUAGAUGCACGGAAGACGAGCUUGCUCAUGGGUGCCAUGGUAACGAGAUUGCCAUUUUACCUAUAUUUGGUAUAUAAAUAGGGAUAUAUUGACAGUUACGUUGAAUUCACCUGAGCUCUUGUUUGUCAUAUACUGUGGAUCAUAUGUAUUUUUGAAUAAAAAUUCGAGUAUUGAAGUUUUUAUUGUAGUUUAUUAUACACUGCCAUGUAACCUGGUUGGAAAACUAGGUUCACCAU